Osmia bicornis bicornis is the source of this 2406-nucleotide messenger RNA. Its product is annotated as facilitated trehalose transporter Tret1-2 homolog. NCBI's taxonomy places the organism in Eukaryota, Metazoa, Arthropoda, Insecta, Hymenoptera, Megachilidae. Gene Ontology annotation, molecular function: transmembrane transporter activity. The transcript has 6 exons. Gene Ontology annotation, cellular component: membrane. Bases 728 to 2242 code for a protein of 504 amino acids. Gene Ontology annotation, biological process: transmembrane transport. The record is from RefSeq and is a predicted model, not a curated record.
AUACGAUUCCGCGCGAUCGCGUGCCGACAGAAGCGGAAUAUCGCGACGCGGCCGCGGAUGUGAAUGGUCCUCAACGAUCGUGAACGAAGAAACCGUACGUCUUCGACCUAGGAUAAAAUCAGACUUUUGCAUUCUACGAGUGACUAUUGCGUCGGCUACGAUCCAGUGUCGUUUAUUGUAAACCUUCGAAAGAUCGUUUUACAGAUGACUUUGCUUGCGAAACAGCCUACUAUACGUGUACCACGGUUUCGAUACCUACGACUUGGCUUUAUAGUGUAAAUUGGACAAAGAGUUUCUGAAGAAAGGUGGGAAAAUUGAAAAUUGUUUUCUUCUGGAUGCUGGAAGCUUACAGAAGAUUCGAAGAAGAACAGCAGGAAAAGGCUAAUAUCAAAAUACCAGAAAGAGGAUGAGUGAAAAUUUUUUACUGAAAAUUUUCACUUUGAAUUUCCAAUUGAAAUGAAUUUAUGGGAGGCAGAGGAACGCGAGAAUAAGGGCUUCUUUGAUUGGAGAAAGGUAUAUGGGAAAUUAUGGGAUCCUGGGAACUUGAAUAAAGGAAGAAACACCAGAGUGCUUUAUAAAUCGAUCGAAUUUUGGUGAAAAAUAAGAGACAUAGCCGAAUUGAUAUUGAAAUAUAAAAAAAGAAGAAAAUCAAAUCAACUUUAGAUGCGAGUGCAAAAAUAAGUAGAUCGAGUCGUGUAAUUAGAAAUUGUAAUUAGAAACAAUUAAAAUGAGUAUCGUGAAUGGAAUAAAUAAUUCGAACGGGCACGUGGAUUUGGAGGCCAAGAUGGAACCGGAUAUCGAGGAAGAGAAAAGAAGGGAGAAAAAAGGAGUUAUGUACCAGAUAAUCAUGGCUUUGUGCGCGAAUUCCUCGGUUUUGGGUCCUUCGAUGGCAUUCGGUUACAGCGCGGUUGCACUGGGACCGUUGAUGUCCAAGACCAGCGACGUACAAAUUGAUAAAACCCAAGCGAAUUGGAUAGCUACCGCCACGGCGCUGGGUAUCCCACUCGGUUGCAUCCUCUCCGGUUACACCAUGAGAUGCGGAAGAAAGGUGAGCCUGUUGAUAACAUCCGUCGUCUCCAUCCUCGGCUGGAUCGUCAUCUACAUGGCUGGAACGUAUAAACAAAUCCUCGUUGGCAGAAUAAUUUCCGGAAUCGCGACCGGCUCGGCUUCGGUACCUGCCACAAUUUACAGCGCAGAAGUGGCCUCACCGAAGUGGCGAGCAACAAUGGUCACGUGGACCAGCGUAUCAAUAGCGAUCGGUGUACUGAUCGUUUACAUUUUCGGUUACGUGUUCAAGGACGACUGGCGAAUGGUGGCUCUGAUGUGCGCCCUCUUCCCGCUUGUCUCGGCCACGUUAACCUUGGCCAUCGUCCCAGAAACCCCGAUCUGGUUGCGAGACAGAGGUCGUCUAGACGAGGCGUUACAGGUGUUGAAAAAGUUUCACGGCAUCCCAAAGGACGCGUCACCCCCGGCUCACGUGUACGAUCAGCUGACUCAACGUCCGCAAAAGAAGAAACAGAAUCUCUUGAAGCAUCUGUUGAAAAGAAACGCCAUGCACCCGUUCGCCAUCAUGCUGGCAUACUUCUUCUUCCAACAAUUCUCCGGCAUAUUCGUGGUGGUAUAUUACGCGGUUGACAUCAUAGAAAACGCUGGUAUCACCAUAGACCCGUAUCUAGGAGCAGUUUUGAUAGGUUUCACCAGGCUCGUUGGAAGUGUACUGGUGGCCUGUCUGUCGGGACGAUUCGGUAGAAGAAUCCCGUCGAUCGUUUCCGGUGCUGGAAUGACCAUCUUCAUGGGUGUGCUGUCCAUUUAUUUGCUGAUCGAAGACAGAGGUUACACCAUAAGGGACGGUGGUUUCGUUCCUGUAAUAUGCGUGCUUAUGUACAUCUUCUCGAGCACCUUAGGCUUCCUGGUGAUACCGUUCGCCAUGGUGGGCGAAGUUUACCCCACCAAGGUGAAAGAAGUACUGACGGGACUCACCAGUUGCAUCGCAUACAUCUUCAGCUCGAUCACCGUGAAGACUUACCCGGACAUGGAGGUCGCGUUAGGCAGAUACGGUGUGUUCAUGUUCUUCACGGUACUCUCGUUCUUUGGUACCCUGUUCGUUUUCUUCUUCCUACCCGAGACUAAGGGCAAAACGCUGACCGAGAUCGUGGAAAUGUUUUCAAAAAACGGCAAAGCCGCCGAUCGCCUGGAGAAAGAGAGAAUGAUGGACCUUAAAGACGUGUCGGCGGCUGCGUAACAGUGUUCUUGGUCCCUUAUUGAUAUUAACCCUUGAACAACGGAGCCUGGGUCGAUGUGAUCCAAAGUUAUAUAGGAGGAUAUCAAGCUAAAGUUAAAUGUAUCAUUUUUAGAAGAAAGAAUUUAAUAUAUUGGAAGAAUAAUUGUGUAAAAUAAUAUGAAAUA